AAGCAGCGUAUCACGUGGGCAAUCUUGUGCGGUUACCGUGGCGACCAUCUAAAGCAUCACGAAACAGCGAAUAGUAGUAAAGUGCAGGAGGGGGAGGUGACGGUACCGCAGGUGGGGUCAGGGGAGGAGGGCGCAGCAGGUGGCACUGGGAUCCCCCUCUGGUCCAGCAGUGGUAGGGCGCUGUUCAGACGAUGGCUUCAUUGGUUGUGUAGUGAUGUUAUGUAGUGAGUUACUCCUCGGAGGGCGCUGACACCUGGACUGAUAGAACUACAGCACGUACCGAUCUAUCGCCAGCACAGGUACAGGAGCCCGAAGUCAUGCAGCCAGUACCGGUGGCAGCCAAUGGAGGGCGCAGUUUAGCCCCCCUCGCCCAGCAGCCUGCUGUCAAAGCCGUGCACGUUUACCGGAACGGAGACCCCUUCUACCGCGGCCGCCGCAUGAUCAUCCACGAGAAGAGGGUCGGCUCCUUUGACGUUUUCCUGAAGGAUGUCACCGGCAAGGUCCAGGCACCCUUUGGGGCAGUACGGAACAUUUACACCCCCAAACAUGGGCACAGGGUCUCCUCUCUGGAGGAUCUGCAGCCAGGAGAAUGCUACGUGGCCGGAGGAAAGGAGACUUUCAAGAAGUUGGACUACUUACAUAUUGGCGAGAACAAGAAAAAGCCAGUAGAUCCCCUGAGCCAGUCUCCCACAGAGGAUGUGAAACCUGUGUCCCACAGCAGAAUCAAUGUAUCGGCACGAUUUAGAAAAAACUUUCAAGAGCCGUGUACUGUGUUCCUUAUUGCUAAUGGAGAUAUCAUGAACCCAGUGGUACGUUUAUUGCUACCUAGAAAAGUCCUGGACCAGUGGGAACUUGUUCUAGCCAUGGUUACUGACAAAGUGAAACUCCGGAAUGGAGCAGUACACAGAUUAUACACCCUAGAAGGAAUUCCCAUUAAUGAUGGCUCUGAACUAGAAAAUGGACAAUUUUAUGUUGCAGUUGGUCGAGACAAAUUCAAAAAGUUGCCAUACAGUGAUCUGAUAUUCUCAAAGUCAUCUGUUAGAAGGGCACAAGGAUCCAAAGCAUCUUCGUUGCCUCCAAUAAAUGGAUAUAGAAAAUCCAAGGAGAAUAGGCAAGAACGUCACACAAAAUCUACUGGAGGUUCUGCUGAUACUGUAGAUCAUCUCAUAUCUCCUCAACCCCCUAAAACAAAAGGAAAGCGAAACCCAGAACCUCAAAUACUAAACAAACCCGUUCGUGUGAAACAGAAGAAAGAAAUGAACAAUAAUGCGGUCUACCCAGAGAAUGCCAAUGUCCUUGAUAAAACAACAAGUGACCUCUCCGGAGCAGGCUGCCUUGGUCUGGAGGAUAGAUCAAACUGUAAAACACAAACUAUUGUGAUUCUUAGUUACAGGCUCAGCAGCUCUUCAGGCAUUAAACUGUCUCAGCAAGUAAUAGAAGAUGAUGGCAUUUUCAAAGCUGGCGAAGGCAGAUCAGAAAUGUGGGGGGCAUCAGAAGUUCAGGAAGAUGAAAACACGAAAGUGGAGGUUCCGGUUGAUCAGAGAGUGGCUGAAACAGUUGAAGAAGAAGUAAGAGACAAUGAAGGUGAGGAGGCUGUUGAAGAAGCAGAUCACAUCCAUGAAGAUGAAACAGGUGAAAACGAGGAGCAGAACAUGGUAAGUCAUGAAGUGGAAGCAAACCAUGGGAAGAUGCACAAUGAUUCAGAAGAUGGGAUUAAUAAUUAUGGAGAUGGACGUUGGGAAGUUAACAGUGAUGUUAAUGGGAGAGAAGAAGAUGAAGAUGAAGGCCAUGAUGGAAACACAAAUGAUCAAAGUCAGGCUGAAUAUUCCCUUCCAAGGCCAACAUCAUCAAGACUUUUGGAGAAGGUCUCCACUCCUACUGAAGAUGAGCAGAAGGAGGUUGUUGCUGAAGACUAAACUGAAGAGGCUAACCCCUGUUCUACAAUGCUACCUUGAUACUUGAAUCUGCAUGUUUUAUUGUAUCAUUACAAAGCUGAAGAAUUUUACUAUAUGUUUGUAGAAGGGUGCAUACCUCUAUUCACACCCUUAUAUUAAACGCAUCAGAAUAUGCACUGUUUUGAGGCAGGUUAUUUUUUAUGGAGAAUGUCGUUUCUUUCUAUUUAUUAGGGUUCUUUUUAUACAGCCAGAUGUUUUGUAAUCAUAAUUUGAACAUUUCUUUUGUGAAGCCAUAUUACAUUAUAUGUAACUUUGCACUAUUACCAGUCUCUUCCUAUUUAGCCAUUGCUUGUACUACUUUUAUUACAUUUGGAGUACCAAUCAAUAGGAAAUUACAAAGUAACAUAUGGCACCAAUCUUUAGUUUUCUAAACCUGUCAUACAAGGGGGCAUGAUGCCAUUAGUUGCUAUGUGCCACAUCUUGUUUUUCUUAGCUAAUUUCUCCAGAUAUACAGAGAUUCCAAUAUGUUUAAUAGAAUUCCACAUAACACAAUUACAAUGCAUAGUAGUCAGCUUUUGGUCUUUAGUCAGACACUGAAUAUACAGCAACAGUCAGCUUCUUGUUAUAUGUUCUCUACCAAGAGACAAUGCUAAUGCUAAUGAGAAAACAUCUAACAUCGCUAUAGCUAUUGUACAUUACACAACACCAUGUGGCGGCCGUUGACAGUAAUUUACAUUGUGCAUGUAAAGAUUUUAUGGGCUCUGUUUAAUAGCCGGUGAUGUCUGAUACUGAGCGCCGACUCAGGGGAAUAUCGACAACAGUUUAGAAAUAAUGACCUAUGUCCCAUUCUGCAUGUUUACUGUGAUCACCAGCUUGAAAUGCACUAACAUUUACCCAGUGUGUCCUUGUAAAGUGGAAAUGUCAUUGUCAUUAAAUAGAAAUCCUUCCGCACACAGAGCCAGCUAAGAAAGUCCUACCAUACACUAGACCUAUAUAUGGCGGGUAAAUUAAUCUUGCAUACUUAUAGAUCACCAAAGUGGUCCAAAAAAACCUUGUUUCCCAAAUAUAAAAUAUAACUUUAUUAAAGGGGUUAUCCAGGAAAAAACUUUUAUAUAU
Hyla sarda is the source of this 3011-nucleotide messenger RNA. RefSeq names its product doublecortin domain containing 2 (gene DCDC2). Gene Ontology annotation, biological process: cilium assembly; intracellular signal transduction; neuron migration. The transcript is spliced from 12 exons. Gene Ontology annotation, cellular component: microtubule; axoneme; kinocilium. The record is from RefSeq and is a predicted model, not a curated record. NCBI's taxonomy places the organism in Eukaryota, Metazoa, Chordata, Amphibia, Anura, Hylidae. Bases 318 to 1916 code for a protein of 532 amino acids.